AUGUCGGCUCCUGCUGGGCCCCGGGGCGGCCCUGCUCCUCCACAGCCUCCUCCACCUCAGGCCGAGCUGCCCGACCUCAGCCACCUCACGGAGGAAGAGAGGAAAAUCAUCCAGGCCGUCAUGGAUCGCCAGAAGAAGGAAGAGGAGAAGGAGCAAUCCGUGCUCAAGAAAUUACAUCAGCAGUUUGAAAUGUAUAAAGAGCAAGUGAAAAAGAUGGGUGAAGAAUCGCAGCAGCAACUGGAGCAGAAAGGCGAUGCUCCAACCUGCGGUAUUUGCCACAAAACAAAAUUUGCCGAUGGCUGUGGCCAUAAUUGUUCAUAUUGCCAAACUAAAUUCUGUGCACGUUGUGGAGGAAGAGUGUCUUUACGCUCAAGCAAGGAGGAUAAAGUGGUAAUGUGGGUAUGUAACUUGUGCCGAAAACAACAAGAAAUCCUCACAAAAUCUGGAGCUUGGUUUUAUAGUAGUGGAACAAAUACACCACAGAAGCCUGAUCAAGAAAGUUUUAGAGUGCUGAGAAACGAAGAAACACCUCAGGAGAAAAAAGCAAAGCUGCAAGAGCAAUCUAUAUCAGCAUUGGACCGAGGUAGAUCUCAAGGGCUCACAAGGCAAGACUCAAUAAACGGCUCAGGAGGAAAGCAUCAGGGGCCUGGAGACACAGCAGAUAGAAAAAGAAGUCCAUCAAUAUCCAGAGAUCAGAAUAGAAGGUACAACCAACGGGAGGAGAGAGACGACUAUUCACAGAAUGCAAUAUCAGACAGUGCAAUGCCAAGGUCACCAUCAGAUUUUACAGACAGGCGAUUACAACGUGGGCCUCAGUUAUAUGAAGAAUCUGAACUUGAUGACUACAGAGAUUCCAACAGGAGAAGUCGCAGGCGUUCAAGGGAAUACCCUUUAGAAGAAGAUGUUGUACAGAAUAGAGAGGAAUAUGAGAGGCAACGACGAGAGGAGGAGUAUCAGGCACGAUAUCGAAGUGAUCCUAAUUUGGCUCGUUAUCCUGUCAAACCACAGCCAUAUGAGGAACAAAUGCGAAUUCAUGCUGAAGUAUCUCGAGCACGUCAUGAAAGAAGGCACAGUGAUGUGUCUUUGGCAAAUACCGAAUUGGAAGAUUCUCGGAUAUCUAUGAUGAGAAUGGAACGGCCAUCAAGGCAAAGGUCUGCUUCAGAACGCAGAGCUGCCAUGGACCAACGUUCAUAUUCAAUGGAAAGAACUCAGGGACCAAGUCCCAAUCGACAGAGGACCACAAAUCACAGCCCUCCAACACCGAGGAGGAGUCCAAUUCCUUUUGAUAGGCCAGAUAUGAGGCGAACUGAUUCAUUAAGAAAACAGCACCAUUUGGAUCCCAGUUCAGCUGUACGAAAAACAAAACGUGAAAAAAUGGAAACCAUGUUAAGGAAUGAUUCACUUAGUUCAGAUCAAUCUGAAUCAGUUAGGCCUCCACCACCAAAGCCUCAUAAAACAAAGAAGGGGGGUAAAAUGCGUCAGGUUUCACUGAGCAGCUCAGAAGAGGAGUUGGCCUCUACUCCAGAAUAUACCAGCUGCGAUGAUGUAGAGAUUGAAAGUGAAAGUGUUAGUGAGAAAGUCUAUCACUUUUUGAAAGGGGACAAUCAAAGGGGAAAAAGAAAAACUAGUGAGCAGGCAGUUUUGUCGGACUCUAACACCUUAUCUGAAAGACAAAAGAAAAUGGUGUGCUUUGGUGGCCACUCUUUGGAAGAGGACUUGGAAUGGUCUGAACCUCAGAUUAAAGAUUCUGGGGUAGACACGUGUAGUAGCACAACUCUAAAUGAGGAGCAUAGCCAUAGUGAGAAGCAUCCUGUGACAUGGCAGCCAUCCAAAGAUGGAGACCGUUUAAUUGGCCGGAUUUUGUUAAACAAACGACUAAAAGAUGGAAGUGUGCCUAGAGAUUCGGGAGCGAUGCUUGGACUGAAGGUUGUAGGAGGAAAAAUGACUGAAUCAGGCCGGCUCUGUGCAUUUAUCACCAAAGUCAAAAAAGGAAGUUUAGCUGAUACAGUGGGACAUCUUAGGCCAGGUGAUGAAGUAUUAGAAUGGAAUGGAAGGCUUUUGCAAGGAGCCACCUUUGAAGAAGUGUAUAAUAUUAUUCUAGAAUCCAAACCAGAGCCACAAGUGGAACUUGUAGUCUCGAGGCCAAUUGGAGACAUUCCCAGAAUACCUGACAGCACACAUGCACAACUGGAGUCCAGUUCUAGCUCGUUUGAGUCUCAAAAAAUGGACCGGCCUUCUAUUUCAGUCACUUCCCCCAUGAGUCCUGGCAUGUUGAGGGAUGUUCCACAGUUCUUGUCUGGACAACUUUCAAGCCAAAGCCUUAGUAGAAGAACAGCGCCUUUUGUUCCUAGGGUUCAGAUAAAAUUGUGGUAUGACAAGGUUGGUCAUCAGUUGAUAGUCACAAUAUUGGGAGCAAAGGAUCUUCCUUCAAGGGAAGACGGAAGGCCAAGAAAUCCUUAUGUUAAAAUUUACUUUCUUCCUGACAGAAGUGAUAAGAACAAAAGACGAACAAAAACAGUAAAGAAAACUUUGGAACCCAAAUGGAACCAAACAUUCAUUUAUUCUCCAGUUCAUCGGAGAGAAUUUCGAGAACGAAUGUUGGAAAUUACUCUUUGGGACCAAGCACGUGUUCGUGAGGAAGAAAGUGAAUUUUUAGGGGAGAUUCUUAUUGAAUUAGAGACAGCACUGCUGGAUGAUGAGCCUCACUGGUAUAAACUUCAGACACAUGAUGUCUCUUCAUUGCCACUUCCCCACCCUUCACCAUACUUGCCACGUAGACAGCUGCAUGGAGAGAGUCCCACAAGAAGACUGCAAAAUAAAGGCUUAUAUUCAUAUAAUUCAGGGUCCAAACGCAUAAGUGAUAGUGAAGUCUCGGACUAUGAUUGUGAUGAUGGAAUAGGAGUAGUAUCAGAUUAUCGACAUAAUGGAAGAGAUCUUCAAAGCUCAACACUAUCAGUGCCAGAACAAGUGAUGUCAUCUAAUCACUGCUCUCGGUCAGGGUCUCCUCACCAUGGAGACAGUAUAGGACGGACUAGGUCAUGGUCUCCCAGUGUCCCUCCUUUACCAAGUAGGAAUGUGGAACAGGGGUCUCGAGGGACCCGAUCUACUCCUGCACAUUACAAUACCAUGAACCGAAUGGAUAGACAUCGAUUAAUGGAUGACCACAACUCCCCAGAAAGAGAGAGUCAUUAUCACACUCUGCCUUGGUCCCAGCACACUCAGUCCAUUGGCUGUUUUCAUAGAGAUGCCAGCAAGGAUCGCUCAAUGUAUCCUAUCUUUUGUGAAGAUGCAAUCAGAUUACUUCGAUCCCGUACGAUGUGCCGUACCUAUUCUGAGGGUGCUUACUAUGAAUUUGAGAGGAGGAGUAGGCAGGAGGGAAGAGUGCCUAAAACAUAUUUUGAUGACACUGAUACUUCCCCCACUCCUGAAAGGUAUUACAAUGGUGCACGUUCAUGGGCAGAUCAUGUAGUCAAUGGUUCAGCUGAAAAUUAUGGCAAAAUUCCAAUAGGUAAUAGAAGAAUAGCAUAUCCAAGGAUUGAAAUACAACAACCUUCCACAGAUACUGACAGAAGUGAAUCAGUGGAUGUUUUGGCAGAUCAAGCUUCCUAUUCAGAAAGUGAAUCUAUAGAACCAGAAGAAAACAUGAGGAAAUGGGAACCUAGACUACCAUAUCAAAGAUCCAGAUCAACAGAACAACGUCCUGUGCUAGAGCGGCCCAGCCCCCGCUCUCGAUCCACUGAGCGUCCUGACUCAAACCUCAUGAGAUCGAUGCCUUCAUUAAUGACUGGAAGAUCUGCCCCUCCCUCACCUGCCUUAUCGAGGUCACAUGCUCGUACAGGGUCUGUCCAAACAAGUCCAUCAGGUACUCCAGUAGCAGGACGCAGGGGGAGACAGUUGCCACAACUCCCAUCAAAGGGGACAUUGGAGAGAAAUUAUGAUGAAAGACAGCAUACCUCUGUUAAUGGGAGAAAAGAAGUUACAUGGGAAGACCAGCAGAAAAAGGUGAAUGGUACAGUAACUGAUGACAAAUCAUUGCCGAAAAAGAAACAUCAUACUGAGCCAGAAGAAGUGGAUUCAUCAAGGAGAAGAAACCCAGUGCCAGAGAAUGGGGAUGAAGGUGCUAUGGAUGUAGAAGAGCGAAAUCGCCAAAUGAAAAUGAACAAGUACAAACAGGUAGCAGGAUCAGAUUCAAGGCUGGAGCAAGAUUAUCAUUCUAAGUAUCGAUCAGGGCGAGAUCCUCAACGAGGUUCUGACAACGUCUCCAACAAGUCUUCCGACAGUGAUGUAAGCGAUGUGUCAGCAGUAUCAAGGACCAGUAGUGCAUCUCGCUUCAGCAGCACUAGCUACAUGUCUGUGCAGUCAGAACGACCAAGAGGGAACAAGAAAAUUAGAAGAUCAAAUGAGGAAAGAAAAGAGGGAGGGGAGGAAGGGGAGGAGGAGAUAUUUCCUGAGGAGGAAGUAUUUGCUGAGGAAAAGCAAGAAGAGGAAGAGGUGGAUAAUCAGGAAGUUGAGAAAAUUGUAAAGGAUGAACAAGUUGAUGAAAAGGGGGAAGGGGAAGAGGAGGCAGACAAAUGUGACAAAGUAGAAAACAAAGAACCAGAAGAAGAUGAAAGGGUUCAAGAUGAUCAAACUGAGGAAGGGGCAAAAACAAGCGAUAAAGAGGAUUUACAAGCGAGAUACUCACAAGAUGAUCUCAGUGUCUUUACAUCCAAAAUGCAAAGCAGACAGAUGGGCGCGUCUGGAAAGAACAUAACUAAGAGCACCAGCAUCAGUGGGGAGAUGUACACACUUGAGAAGAACGAUGGCAGCCAGUCAGACACAGCAGUGGGCACUGUGGGUACUGGUGGAAAAAAGCGACGCUCCAGCAUUGGUGCAAAGAUGGUAGCCAUCGUGGGACUUUCACGGAAAAGCAGAAGUACGUCACAGCUCAGCCAAACUGAAGCAGGUGGGAAGAAGUUAAAGAGCACAGUCCAGAGAAGCACAGAAACUGGGUUAGCUGUGGAGAUGAGAAACUGGAUGACACGUCAAGCCAGCCGGGAAUCCACAGAUGGCAGCAUGAACAGUUACAGCUCUGAGGGGAAUUUAAUCUUUCCUGGUGUGCGGUUGGGUGCAGACAGCCAGUUCAGUGACUUUCUCGAUGGGCUUGGCCCCGCACAACUUGUUGGACGCCAAACCUUGGCAACUCCAGCAAUGGGUGAUAUCCAAAUUGGAAUGAUGGACAAAAAGGGACAACUGGAGGUGGAAAUAAUACGAGCCAGAGGCCUUGUUGUAAAACCAGGUUCAAAGACACUGCCAGCACCAUAUGUAAAGGUGUAUCUAUUAGAAAAUGGAGCCUGUAUAGCCAAAAAGAAAACAAAGGUGGCAAGAAAAACGCUGGAACCUCUUUACCAGCAGCUAUUGUCAUUUGAAGAGAGUCCCCAAGGGAAAGUUUUACAGAUUAUCGUGUGGGGAGAUUAUGGACGUAUGGAUCACAAAUCUUUUAUGGGAGUGGCACAGAUACUUUUAGACGAACUGGACUUGUCCAAUAUGGUGAUUGGCUGGUUCAAACUGUUUCCCCCUUCAUCCUUAGUAGAUCCAACCUUGGCCCCUCUUACAAGAAGGGCUUCCCAGUCGUCUCUUGAAAGUUCAACUGGACCUUCUUACGCUCGCUCAUAGCAGCUGUGAAACUGGUGUUAUAACAACCAGCAUUACAAAAAAAUUUAAAAAAUUAACAGGUCGCAAACCCUGGUAACACACUGCAUGCUUAAUGUUGUGUCUUCAGAGCCUGUUUCUAGGGCUAUAAAGCGAUCCUGUGUUCUCAGAGGAAGUUGCACACAUUGUGCUCUACAGGAAGUCCUCAGGUGAAGGAGUGGAGCUGGAAGAACUGAAUAGUUUGGAGUUCAGUGACACUCAAGUUUUAGUCCAGUCUGAAGCCAUGGAUUAGACUAAAAGAAUCAAGCUGUCUCAUGCAACAAGAGUCCCUUUCAAUGGCACAUUUAUUUUCUUGUUCCCUUUUCUUUAUCUGGCCCUUCUCCCUAUCCACCACCCUGCCCAAGCCUGGUUAUGCCACAGACAUGGAGCUACUCAAAGAAGCCAUUCUGCAAGUCAGUGGAAAGAUGGAAGAAAAGAGGGCCAUUAAUGGAAAGCCGGUGGUCAUUACAGUUAUUCAAAAGCAGAGGAAACUUGCCUUAUAGAAAGGUUGAAGACUUACAGCAGCAGGCUUCAUAGCUCCAACUACUGCUAGAGUCAAAUCCAGUAUGUGGACUCUGAAAAAAUAAAAAUUCUGUGGCUAUACUGUACUGUAUGAAAUUAAAGAAACUUUUUUGCAUGGACACAGAUUAUGCUGAACACUUAAAAUUAUUUUCUUGGGGCUGCAACUUGCAAAAAAAAAAGAAUAAAUCAGCCAUUUUCAACAAUUUAUAUUAUUUUUAAAAAUAAAUUUCACUAGUGCAUGGUUUUAAAAGGGAGAGAAUGCAGCAGAGUGA
Messenger RNA from Eublepharis macularius, 6464 nucleotides. RefSeq names its product regulating synaptic membrane exocytosis 2 (gene RIMS2). Gene Ontology annotation, biological process: regulation of synaptic plasticity; intracellular protein transport; positive regulation of synaptic transmission. The transcript is spliced from 41 exons. Gene Ontology annotation, molecular function: transmembrane transporter binding; small GTPase binding. The record is from RefSeq and is a predicted model, not a curated record. Lineage: Eukaryota; Metazoa; Chordata; Lepidosauria; Squamata; Eublepharidae. Gene Ontology annotation, cellular component: presynaptic membrane; cytoskeleton of presynaptic active zone. Bases 1 to 5655 code for a protein of 1884 amino acids.